AUGCCCAGUAGGGUGGCGGCGCCUGCCAGAGCCAGGAAUCCUCUCUUGGUACUGCCUUUGCCAGGUAAUCAGUCGCUCGGCCUUCCUGUUGUCAAAGACAAAGUGGAACAAACUCCUGUACCGUCUCGGCCCUCCGGUAGAGAUUUGAACCUUGCUGUUUGUCCUGAUCUCAUCAUUGAGGACGCAUCGGCUCCCAUAGGCAUCGUCCGCUUUCAAGACGUGCACGAUUACCACACAUAUUACCGCUGUAGCGCCUGCUCUCUCACAGGCUGCUACCGCGGAAAACUCGCCGACGACCCUACCGCUCUCAACUUUCACCUCUCCAGCGAUGGACACAAUCAAUCUGUCUCCUACUACAUGCGUAGCAGGAGUUAUCGACAAGGGGAAACGAGGACUACCCCUUGUCCUUCCAUUAUAGCACCUAUCCCACUGCGCCCCUUUAGUAGUGCUCGGAGCCCUAUCCUGCUGAAGCGGCAACUUUCGGAAGACCAGACGCACUUCCCCGACCGAGUCGGCAAGAGCUCGAGGGUAUCGUCUUCAGCUAAUGGAAGGCGCCACAAGGAAGGGGUCGUUUCAGACGAUCAUCCUCACGCUUCUCUGGAGAUCCUGGCUGAGAUAGCGUCGAUGAAAUGA
This is a messenger RNA of Cryptococcus wingfieldii CBS 7118, 633 nucleotides long. RefSeq lists its product as hypothetical. The transcript has 2 exons. The record is from RefSeq and is a predicted model, not a curated record. Lineage: Eukaryota; Fungi; Basidiomycota; Tremellomycetes; Tremellales; Cryptococcaceae. The coding region runs from base 1 to 633 and encodes 210 amino acids.